Messenger RNA from Lampris incognitus (smalleye Pacific opah), 5739 nucleotides. RefSeq names its product TBC1 domain family member 8. The record is from RefSeq and is a predicted model, not a curated record. The transcript is spliced from 20 exons. Gene Ontology annotation, molecular function: calcium ion binding. NCBI's taxonomy places the organism in Eukaryota, Metazoa, Chordata, Actinopteri, Lampriformes, Lampridae. The coding region runs from base 275 to 3691 and encodes 1138 amino acids.
UUGUGUACAGUUGCGAACCGGGCGUGAGAGGAGGAGGUGGAGGAGGAGUAGAGAAAUACAUAUAAAAAAUCAUGAACCGAAAAAGCCUGCUGCCGUGGGAAGUGCAUGUUAUCAUGUACAGCCUCGAAAAUGGCGUUUUAAAUUCCUCGCAUUCAGAGCAGCGGACAGCCGUACCGUCAAGUCACGGCGGUUAGGGGGAAGACGGUACUUUCUCCUCGCCGUAUCUUGGUUGAGAGAAGAAAAAGGAAAAAAACCCAAACAAAAACAGAAAACAAUGUGGUUGACUCCCGAGGAAGUUUUGCUGAAAAAUGCGCUGAAGCUUUGGGUGACAGAGAAGUCGAACAAUUUCUUCCUUUUGCAGCGCAGAAGAGGUCAUGGGGAGUCGGCGGGGAAAAUCUCAGGUCUCCUGGUGGGGGCGCUGGACACGGUGCUGGACUCCAAUGCCAGGGUCACUCCCUUUCGUAUCCUCCUCCAGGUCCCUGGGUCCCAGAUCAGCUGGGUCAUCGCCAGCGGGGCUGCCAUAGAGGAGGUGAACAAGCACUGGGACUGGCUGGUCCACAACCUCCUUCACUCCUUGUCUGUGUUUGAGAACAAGGAGGAUGUUGCCAGCUUUGUCAAAGGCAAAGUCAAGGGUCUGAUAGCAGAGGAGACACGUGGUCGCCAGGCAGCCCAGGAAAACGACCCAGAGAAGUUCAGGGAGGUGCUGCUGAAGUUCGAGUUGCAUUUUGGCCUUCCGCCGUCGGAGAAGCUGGUGACCCACUACUCAUGCUGCUGCUGGAAGGGCCGCGUGCCACGCCAGGGCUUCCUCUACCUCAGCAUCAACCACAUGGCCUUCUACUCCUUCCUGCUUGGGAAGGAAGUCAAGUUUGUGAUCCCCUGGGCGGAGGUAACACGGUUGGAGCGGGUCUCGGCGGGUCUGAUGACAGAGGUCAUCCGCGUUUGCACACGGCAACGCCAGCGGGAUUUCUCUAUGUUCCUGAACCUGGAUGAGGCCUUCGGGGUCAUAGGUCAGCUGGCUGACAUCGCCCUCCGCCGGCUGCUGGACAGCGAAGGGCUGGAGCUCGACCGGAUUCUGCAGCAGCCAACCCGCAUCACCAAGAGGGUUUUAGAGGAGCAGGCGCUGAGGGAGUACGUCCUCGCUCUGUUCCGGCUGCCCCGCGGCGAGAGGCUCCACGAGGUGGCUUCCUGCUCGGUGUGGACGCCGCACGCCCGCUGUCACACGGCGGGAACGCUCUACACCACAGACAGCUACCUGUGUUUCUCCAGCCGAGAAGAGGGCAACUGCACCCUACUCAUACCCCUCUCAGAGGUGUUGUCCAUAGAAAAAGCUGAGAGCACCAGUCUCCUGGCCAACCCGGUCAUAGUGAGCGUGCGCAGCAAAAAAGCUUUCCAGCUGAUCGAGCUGCAGGACAGAGACGACCUGGUGGAAAGCCUCAACUCCCGCCUCCGAGCCCUGCAGUGGAAGUGCUCCAUGUUUCGAAGCAAACCGCAUGGCAAGAGGGCUGUCAGCUGUCCAGCACCCUACUACACCUUCUACUAUGACACAAUGUACUCAGAUGGAGACGAGAUAGAGGAGCAGGUUCUGCGUAACACGGUCAACACCGAGGCUCUGAUGACGGCCUUCAGCCAAAGCCUGCCUGGAUCCGAUGACCAUGACAGCAAGAGUAUGGAGCACGUGAAGGAGAGGCUCUGGGAGGAACAUUUCUCAGAGUAUGGACGGGGCGUCCACAUGUUUCGCACAGACAAAAUCCAAAAACUGGUGGCCAUGGGCAUCCCUGAGUCACUACGAGGGGAGCUUUGGAUGACUUUCUCUGAUGCAUGCUCUGAGCUGGUCGCUCACGAGGGUUAUUAUGCGAAUCUUGUCCAGAAGUCAAUGGGGCAGAGCAGCCUGGCGACAGAGGAGAUUGAGAGGGACCUCCACCGGUCUCUGCCGGACCAUCCUGCCUUCCAAAACCCCACGGGCAUCGCUGCGCUCAGACGGGUCCUCACCGCAUACGCUCAUCGCAACCCCAAGAUCGGAUACUGCCAGUCUAUGAAUAUCCUUGCAUCAGUGCUGCUGCUGUACGCUAAAGAGGAAGAGGCUUUCUGGCUGCUGGUGGCUGUGUGUGAGAGGAUGCUGCCUGACUACUUCAACCGCAGAGUCAUAGGUGCCCAGGUAGACCAGUCGGUGUUCGAGGAGCUCAUCCGGGAGCGUUUGCCCGAUCUGGCCGAGCACUUUGCCGACCUCUCGCCUCUCUCCUCCGUGUCCCUCUCCUGGUUCCUCACUCUCUUCCUCAGCGUGAUGCCUUUCCACAGUGCCGUGUGCGUGGUUGACUGCUUCUUCUUCUGCGGGAUCAAAGCCAUCUUCCAGCUGGGGCUGGCCGUGCUGGAUGCCAACGCCACGCAGCUUUAUGCCAGUGCAGAUGAUGGACAGGCACUCAUGAUUCUCACGAGUUUUCUUGACCAGGUGCGGCGUGAUGAGCCCUCCUCUCCACCUUCCUCUCCACCUACAGAAGAGGAGACCAGCAGCAGUGCCUCUGUGGGCCAUAGAUACAUCACCGAGCUCAUAAAUGACUCCUACGAGAAAUUUGGAGACCUGAGCGUGAGGCAGUUGGAGAGGCUGCGUUGUAGACACAGGAUCCAGGUGCUGCAGGCACACGAAGACACCACGAAAGAGAAUGCUCUGAGGGUCGUGACCCCUGAUGUGUCCAUCUCUCCUGAGGACCUCGCCGAUGUCUACGAGCUCUUCAAGACGGAGCACUUCAUCAACCUCUACUGGGGGGACGGGGGCACAGUGCAGCACCAUGACCCGGGUCGGCCUUACCUGGAGCAGUACCGGGUCGACCGGGCCCAAUUCAAGAGCCUGUAUGUGCUGCUGACACCGUGGCUGUGCGGGGCUAUCCACACGGACACCGUGGCCAACAGGACCUUCACCCUACUGGAUCAGGACCGGGACAACCUGAUCACCUUCAGGGAGUUUGCCUGCUGGCUGGAUACCUUCUACUGUGAGGAGCUGAAUGAGAAGAUACAGCUCCUCUAUCGUCUUCACAUACCGCCAGCUCUGACGGAGAGUGAAGAUGACUCCUCUCUGAUGAAGAGCCCCCUGCUAUCCACCACCAGACCCCUUUUUGUGGAUUUACCCUCUGGUGUUGAAGUGGAGGUGAAGGACUACCAGGAGCAGCUGAAACAGAUGUUGAAGGACUUGGUCAAAGAGAAGCAGAAAGAUGUGGAGAAACCUCCUCCACCGAUGAACCAGCGCGAGUUCAUCCAGUUCUGUAAAACACUCUAUAGCAUGUUUCAUGGCAACCCUGAGGAGAACGACCUCUUCCAGGCCAUCGCCAAGGUAACCAGCCUGGUGCUGCAGAUCGGCGAGGCUGGCCACCGCGGCCACUGCUUGGCGUCGGAGGUCGGCGGACAGGAAGAGACGGAGUCUACACAGGAAGUGGCUGAAGGCAACAGUGAAGUGCAUGCCAUCUUCGGUGCUGAAGGCGGCGAUGAUUGGGAUAAUGAGACUCGGUGUGGUAGCAAUUCGAGGUCAGAGAACGAGUGGACGGUCAGCUACUCUCAGAUACUGGCCUCUCUGUUGACAGAGCAGGCGCUGGUGAACUUCUUCGAGAAGCCAGUGGACCUAUCGGCGAAAAUCACAGAGGCAAAGGAGAAACAGUAUCACCAACGGGCUGGUUUGUUAAUGCUCCAGCACGGGAUAAGCUGAUAUCAUUGUGAUCAAUAGACUCAGAGCUACAAAACAUGCUAAUUUUCUGCUGGGAGGAAACAGUAAAUUGUAUCAGUUGGGAAAAUUACAGGACAUGACACUGAGCCUCAGUAGUUCUACACAAGUUGAUUGGCAGCGAUACAAAUGCUAGACAGGAAGACAAGUCCCUAAAGAGGUCGCCUUGCUAUCCUGUGUGUAGUGGAGCGUUGAUCCAUGUGAAUAUACCGAGCUUGAAGUGCUGCAACUUUGAAUAAAAGACCGGGUGAUUUCUCCUUCACUAGCCAGGGUAUGUGUACACCCAGCUGUCAGCCAUGUUUCAGCAAUUGAUGUGGAUGAACUACGAGUUCAAACAUCCAUUCAUGUGAGCUGCACUUAAGAUGCAUCUGUACACCUGUGUUUGGAAACAGGAGGAAGGGGAGGGAUGAUGGAUUACUGAGGUGAGAUUUGUGUCAAAUUUUAACCCAUUAUGACUUAACAGAAAUGAAAAAUGAAAAUCCUUCUUUUAUUUUGUAUCUGAUGGGUGUCAGAUGAGAAAUAUUAGACUGGGGAUAAGACUGUAGACCGUGACCUUAAUACUCUUUGGUGAUGCCAAUCAGAAUGUGACUGAACCUAGUAAUUAUUAAAAUAACAGAGGGCUGGAGAGGAAUCUUAACCAAUACACAGGACCUGAUGGGAUUAUCCCAUUGUGCUGUUAAAUCAGUGUGAGCUCCUACAGUACGUAGAGCUUCGGUUUAGAUAUUAGAGGAAAAGUGAUUUGGGCGAGAGUAUAAAAAUGGGAUUCUUUACUGUUGCUAGAAUGUACACAACAACACUUUGCUGUCUUUUCCUUGUUCAACCAAGUCUGUCCAGAGAUGAGACCAAACCUCCAUGUGAAUCCUUGGUUGGACAUCAUGAGGUGAUUUUCACGGUCUGAAAAAAUAGGGACACCUGUUGUCUGAUAAUGGCAUCAGACGUGAAAUUAAAACUUAUUUAGUUACUUGGAAUUUCAGGACCAGGGAAAUUUUGGGACCAUACAUAAAACCAUGAUACUUUUUUUAAACUACUAGACAAUGAAAUAAAUGCAGGCAGUUAACUUGUUUUGUAAUGUAGCCCCUCAAUUUGUUGACAGAAAUCAACAUGAAUGUCUAGUCUGGGCUGAGCGUAAUGCUCCUGGAUCAGAGAUUUAAAUGAAUACCUCCAACAAACGCAACCUCACACUGAGUCAAACAGCAACAUGUCCGUACAUAGUAACACACAGAAUAUCAGCAUAAGCAAAACCAUCUGUGUUUAAGGAAGAUUACUGAUCUUGCAUCAGUCACAAAAUAUGUAAACAUCAUCAUGACUAUAACCCAUUUGUGUCAGAUUAGCAUUCCCACCUCAUUUUCCUGUGUGCUUUAAUACCAACAUUAACUUUUUGGAUGAAAGUUUCCUACUUUUAAAGAUAAAGAAAGCCACUUCCUAGAUUCACAUAGAGCUUUCUUCUUUCAACAAAGCAUAUAUUCUUCUUCCUGUGCACGUUGUGCUGCAUCUGUACUGGGCCUUAUUAGUGUGGUACCCCAUGAGCACUUUGUUGUACUUAACUAUGUGUACGGAACAAUAUCUGCCUGCCAUCCUGUUGGGUUGUGUGUUUACAAUGGGCAUGAUCCCGCUGUGCCCAUACCAUGCCUAACCCACACUGGCCCUGUGAGGACUAUGGGAUGCUGUCUACGCUAUUAUGGUGUUUCCAAUGAACUAUGUGUUGGAUGCUUAUUACCGGUGUAGUAACGAUGCCGUCCCCAUUGGCACCGUUUGAAAACGGGCCGGUAUCGCACUCCGAAUGUUUGGGUGCCUUAUCAAUGUGCCUCUUUCCUAACUGAACCAAAUAGAAGUGCCAACCAAGCACGCUGGACAAAACAAAAACGUCAGAUUAUGUGACCUUUCCACUAAAACACUGUGUUUCAGUCAGGAAACGGCGGUUUACAUAAGUUUAAGUUGAGGCAUAAAGUUGAAGAUGGUUAAGGUUAGGUAUUGGGUUGGAGACAGGUGGUAAUAGAUGUAGGUUUGGUGUGAUUAAGAUUAGGAUUAGCAUC